Molecule: messenger RNA, 1654 nt
Organism: Lytechinus variegatus (green sea urchin)
Lineage: Eukaryota; Metazoa; Echinodermata; Echinoidea; Temnopleuroida; Toxopneustidae
Product: N-acetylgalactosamine kinase-like
Exons: 9
Coding region: 186-1580 (464 amino acids)
Biological process (GO): galactose metabolic process; carbohydrate phosphorylation
Cellular component (GO): cytoplasm; cytosol
Molecular function (GO): ATP binding; galactokinase activity
Source: RefSeq, a predicted model, not a curated record
GAGCUGAGUGGAACAUCUACAUCGCAAAGUCGAAUUGAGCUUGAAGUGAUUGAGAUCGAGAACUAGGGUACCGUACCGGUCAAGGAAAUACUCUUGUCUUGAGAUUUGUUUAGUCGGCCAGUCUAGUACAGACUAAAGGUCUGAUCUACUCGGAGUACUAGAAGACUACAAUUAUUCCUUUGAAAAUGGAGGAGAUUAAUCAUGGAGACAAGCCACCUAUUCUUGCUGAAAUCCCUCUGUCUCAAAGGAAAAGAACGGAUGAUUUAUUUGCAAGUUUUGAGAACAAGUACAAGAAGAAACCGUUAUUUCUAGCAAGAGCUUCUGGGAGAGUAAACUUGAUUGGGGAACAUAUUGACUAUUGUGGUUAUUCUGUGCUACCAAUGGCGAUAGAACAGGACAUCCUCAUGGCUGUAGCAACAAAUACUAAUACAGAGCUUCAUUUGAGCAAUGCAAAUUCGAAGUUCAGUGACUUUGUUACCGACAUGACAUCAUUCACCAUCGACCAAUCACGGCCAGAGUGGCACAACUACAUCCUAUGUGGAAUCAAAGGAAUCCUUGAGAGAGCUGGGAUGGUCAACACCCCUAAGGGUAUGAGCAUCAUGGUGAAUGGGAAUGUACCCAAGAGUGCUGGCCUGUCUAGUUCCAGUGCAUUGGUGUGCUGUGCAGGGCUCGCUACCAUGCAUGCACAUAGCUUAGCCUUCACAAAGACAGAACUUGCAGACAUUUGUAUGAGAUGUGAGCGUUAUAUUGGAACUCAGGGUGGAGGCAUGGACCAAUCCAUCUGCUUCCUUGCCAAAGCUGGAACGGCAAAGCACAUCGAGUUUAACCCCAUCAGAGCCCAUGAUGUCAGUCUCCCAGAAGGUGUGGUGUUUGUGGUAGCCAAUAGCUGCGUUGAGUUGCAGAAGGCUUCAACAUCCCAUUUUAAUAUCCGGGUAGUGGAAUGCAGGCUGGCUUCACAGAUUCUUGCCAAGUCCAAAGGUCUUGAUUGGAGGAAGAUGAGACGUCUUGCGGAUGUUGAGAAAGCUCUUGGAGUCUCCCUGUCUGACAUGGAGGAGAUGGUAGACCAAGUCUUGCAUCCAGAGCCUUACACCAAGGAUGAGGUGUGUGGUAUUCUAGGUGUGUCUACUGAUGAACUCAACAGUGAGAGUCUGAGUCAAAACACUCUUCAUGUGCAAUCUUUCAAGCUCCACAACCGAGCCAUGCAUGUCUUCAGCGAGGCAAAUCGUGUAUUGAAGUUCAAAGCCUUGUGCAAUGACUCCAGUGUGAAAGACACUGCUCAGUUGCUAGGCAACCUGAUGAAUGACAGUCACGCUAGUUGCAGAGACCUCUAUGAAUGCAGUUGUCCAGAGCUGGAUGAACUGGUAGAAAUUUGCAAGAAGGCAGGGGCUCUGGGUUCCAGGCUGACUGGAGCAGGAUGGGCAGGAUGCACCGUUUCCAUGGUACCCAAUGAUACACUCCAAGCAUUCCUCAAGCAGGUGGAGGACGAGUUCUACGCCAAGGACCCGAACAGAAGGUCAAAGGUCGCAGAAAGUUUAUUCGCAACACAGCCAGGCCAGGGUGCAGUAAUAUAUCAGAUAUAGGGGGUGUUGCAAGAAAAUAUUUGUGAUCAAUUGCAAAUAUUCUGUUGCAAUUUUACAACUGAUAGAUCAACAUU